This is a messenger RNA of Cryptococcus amylolentus CBS 6039, 539 nucleotides long. RefSeq names its product 40S ribosomal protein S17. The record is from RefSeq and is a predicted model, not a curated record. Gene Ontology annotation, cellular component: ribosome. Lineage: Eukaryota; Fungi; Basidiomycota; Tremellomycetes; Tremellales; Cryptococcaceae. Gene Ontology annotation, molecular function: structural constituent of ribosome. The transcript has 5 exons. Gene Ontology annotation, biological process: translation. The coding region runs from base 77 to 508 and encodes 143 amino acids.
CAGGCCUUGCUCUUGGAGGUUCCUCUGGUUUUGGUGUUCGCUAUCCCUAAAACUAACCUGCAUAGGAUAAUUCAUCAUGGGUCGAGUCAGGACUAAGACUGUCAAGCGUUCUUCCAGGACCCUCAUCGAGAGGUUUUACCCCCGUCUUACCCUCGACUUCCACACCAACAAGCGAAUCCUCGAUGAGGUCGCCACUGUCCCCUCCAAGAGGUUGAGGAACAAGAUCGCUGGCUUCACCACCCACUUGAUGAAGCGAAUCCAGAAGGGUCCCGUGCGCGGUAUCUCUUUCAAGCUCCAGGAGGAGGAGAGGGAGAGGAAGGACCAAUACGUCCCCGAAGUCUCCGCUCUUGCCACUUCCGACGAGUCUCCCCUCGAGGUCGACACCGAGACCAAGGACCUUCUCAAGUCCCUUGGCUUCGACGACCUCAAUGUCAACGUCAACGCCGUCUCUGCCAACGCUCCUCGAGAGAGGAAGACCCGAUUCGUCCCUGGUGCGGGCCGUGCUUAAGGGUUUUAGGAUGGUUUUUGUAUAGGUUGAG